AUGACGGCCACCGCUACAAAGCAGUCGGCAGAGAUUGUGGACCUCAAAAAGAACGUUGCCGACGCCAACGCACUCGCCAUAAAGCGACUAAGCGACGCCGACCGCGUUAUAUCGCGGGCCAGAGGGAUGACGCAGCGUUUCGAGGCGCCUGAAGACACUCGUACCAACCUUCAGAUGGUGCUCGCAAUCAGUCCGGACAAUCCCAAGGCGGUCGAUGAUCGCUGGUAUCGUCACCUAGCAAAAGGCAUGUCGUCACUUGGUCCGUUAGAGACGAUCCGCGCCGAGCUUCGUCGAGUCGGCAAGGAUAUCCCCUUGAAAGAGCUUGGUAACACUAUCAAAGAACUCGUCGACACCGUCGAAGCCACCAAGCAACCCAGCGACGACGGACGAGAGUUCGCGAUUACCAUGGCCAUGCAAGGACGCCUGGACUUCUGGAGCACACACCACAUGCUGUUACCAGUAUUUACACUGAUCGCUCACCGCCGGCACAUGCCAUUGGUCACUGGUAUAAGAAGCCGAAGUAUGGCAGAACUACAACGCAUCGAUAAGAACGGUGACUACCGUUACAUCGAUACGCUGUUUGACAACAUUGGACGAAGCAGAAAGAUCAAAGACAUCGCCAAGAUUCCUGCCGACCUAGUUGACCGCCACCGCAACGAGCCUGACGCCGAUCAACGAGUAUACACGUUCAGCGACGAUACCCAAGAGCUUCAAGUACAACGCCCGGGGCAGUACCAAUCCACCCAGUCCCCCACCGAAAGCUCCACCAAGUCCUCUACCCACACACCGCCCUACACAAUCCUUUACCGAACAAGCAGUCAUUUCCUCUCCCUUCACAGGAUCCGUUACCGAUCGUCAGAUACAAUCACCUAUAAGGCACCCUAA
Molecule: messenger RNA, 885 nt
Organism: Pyrenophora tritici-repentis Pt-1C-BFP
Lineage: Eukaryota; Fungi; Ascomycota; Dothideomycetes; Pleosporales; Pleosporaceae
Source: RefSeq, a predicted model, not a curated record